GACCAACAUAUUGAAGAAAAAAAAAGAGGGGAAUAUCGGGCUAUUAAUGGGAUCUGAAAGGGAUAAACAAGAGGAACAAAUAUCUAAUAAGUAUUUAGCGGGAGAAUAUCUUUUGAAUGGUUUUUUUCCGGUGAAAAAAGAAGGAUUUUUGAGGGAACAAGAAGGAUUAAUAGAGAGGAGUAUUUUGAUGCUUUUACCGGGGAAUUCUAAUGGAAAUAUGGGUAUUACUAUGAAUACAGAAGGAUAUUGCGUGGAUAUGUACAGUAUGAGGGAGAUUUAUACGGGAUUAAAAGCGCUUGAAAGGGAAUUAUAUGAAAGGUUUAUUCUUGUAUCAACGGAGGAAAAGAGCCUUAAUGAGUUCAUUCUUAUAUUGAAUCAUGUUCUAAUGUCAGUAAAAUGUGGGAAGGGAGGGCGUAUUUGUAUAGAAAAUGCGAAAAAAAGGGAAGAAAUUCGUCAAGAAGGUAUUUUACAAGGAUGGAAUGUUGAUCUUGAAAAUGGAGAGCUUGUAUUUUUGAGACCGAUUAUUUCAGAGAAUUCGGUACCUUUACCGAAAAAAAAAGGAAUUUUUAGAAAAAACUAUAAUAUAAAAGUCGAUAAUAUUGAAUUAAUUAAUGAGGAUGAUCUUUUGGAAUCAUCAGAUUUGAUUAUCCCUACAUAUCAAAAUAAUUUUUGUAAUGAUGAAUCAAAAAGGAAAAAAAAAAGAUGUAAAAACUGUACAUGUGGUUUGAGACAAGAAGAAACGGAAAUAACGGAAAAAAUAGACAAAAUGACAAUACAUUUAUUAGGAGAAGAUGAACUUGGAAAUAUUGAUUUUAUAAAUGGAAAUAAUAUUAUUAGUAAUUGUGGAAAUUGUUAUCUUGGAGAUGCUUUUCGAUGUAGCAAAUGUCCUUAUUUUGGAAUGCCAGCUUUUAAACCAGGGGAAAAAAUCCAGUUAAAACAAAGUGAUCUUGAAUAAUUUAUUGACGUAAAAGAGGUAGAAUUUAAACUAGAAAAUAUCAUUCAAUAUGC
Messenger RNA from Pneumocystis carinii B80, 1008 nucleotides. RefSeq lists its product as hypothetical. Lineage: Eukaryota; Fungi; Ascomycota; Pneumocystomycetes; Pneumocystales; Pneumocystaceae. Gene Ontology annotation, cellular component: cytoplasm. The coding region runs from base 47 to 955 and encodes 302 amino acids. The record is from RefSeq and is a predicted model, not a curated record. Gene Ontology annotation, molecular function: iron-sulfur cluster binding. Gene Ontology annotation, biological process: iron-sulfur cluster assembly. The transcript is spliced from 2 exons.